AUGGAAGGUGCGUACAACACCUCCAAUGACACGGCUUCAUACACCACCUUCACCACCACCUCCUUUACCAGCAGUGAGCCAGAUGACUACUCCUCCAAUCACACGGCUUCAUACACCACCUUCAACACCACCUCCUUUACCAGCAGUGAGCCAGAUGACUACUCCUCCAAUCACACGGCUUCAUACACCACCUUCAACACCACCUCCUUUACCAGCAGUGAGCCAGAUGACUACUCCUCCAAUCACACGGCUUCAUACACCACCUUCAACACCACCCCCUUUUACUACAAUGAUUUUACUACUACAUUUGACGACAACUACUGGCCCCAAAUUUAUUUAUCAUAUGAGCCAGACCGCUACCUUUCAGAAGCUGUACUUGAGGCGUCAUGGAUUGUCAUCUCCAUCAGCGUUCCUCUGAUUUUAGUGGCCAUCCGUGCUCUGUAUUCUCUGGUGCGAGACAACCAUGUUGUUCCAGUCUACGUCAUAAACCUCCUUGUCUCUGAUCUCAUCCAGAUGUGCUGCUUUGUCAUUUUGCUGGCAGCACCCCAACACUUAAUUUUGACCUCCACUCGUCUUUAUUACGCUGGUUUGAUGGCAAGCGUCGGCUUCAUGGUGUGUGUAGCCAUGGAAAGGUAUUUGCUCAUCGCCUGGCCAGUGUGGUACCGCUUGAGACGAAACGUCAAGGUCUCUCUGGUGGUCUGUUUCAUGGUCUGGGUUAUCCCCUCGGUUUAUUUCAUUCUCCUCUUUUGCAUAAAGGAUAGUGUGACCCAAGACAUCCUCCUGUCCAGCUACGUCCUCCUGCCCUUUCCCCUGCUCAUCUUCUUCCUGGCUGGGAGCCUCAAAGCCCUGUCCUCCUCCAUCUCUGUCUCCCCUGAGGAAAAACGGCUUAUUGUGGGAACCUUGGUUCUGGUACUGCUUAACUAUGCACUGUUCCUGCCCUCGAUCAUUUUGCUCCUGUAUAUGUCAGUCAUGAAAUGUUCAAAUGCUCCCUUCAUCUUACUUCAGUUCAGUCCCUUUCUGGACUUGGUUCUGUAUGUUUUCAUGAUGAAAGGGGCUGUAGACAAGCUGCUGGCCUACCUGUGUCGAUGCAGGAUGACCACAGAGCAAGAGCAGGGGCAGAUCCCCACUGUGGACAGCAACACUCCACAAAUUCCCACCUUAACUAUCAGCCUUCCAGAGGGCUGCACACCCUCAUGA
Messenger RNA from Myripristis murdjan (pinecone soldierfish), 1197 nucleotides. RefSeq names its product ovarian cancer G-protein coupled receptor 1-like. Gene Ontology annotation, biological process: positive regulation of Rho protein signal transduction; phospholipase C-activating G protein-coupled receptor signaling pathway. NCBI's taxonomy places the organism in Eukaryota, Metazoa, Chordata, Actinopteri, Holocentriformes, Holocentridae. The transcript is spliced from 5 exons. Gene Ontology annotation, molecular function: G protein-coupled receptor activity. The record is from RefSeq and is a predicted model, not a curated record. Gene Ontology annotation, cellular component: plasma membrane. Bases 1 to 1197 code for a protein of 398 amino acids.